This is a messenger RNA of Gossypium raimondii (Peruvian cotton), 2544 nucleotides long. RefSeq lists its product as uncharacterized. NCBI's taxonomy places the organism in Eukaryota, Viridiplantae, Streptophyta, Magnoliopsida, Malvales, Malvaceae. The coding region runs from base 223 to 2331 and encodes 702 amino acids. The record is from RefSeq and is a predicted model, not a curated record. Gene Ontology annotation, biological process: lipid metabolic process. The transcript is spliced from 9 exons.
UCUUUUGACGCCAAAUAAUCGCCGUUGUAAAAACAAUCCCUUAUUUAUCAAUUUCAUUCCUUCUCAUUACAUUUUUUCUUUUCUAAUUUUUUUUCCACCUAGUACUCUAUCCUUUUCUCUGUCUCCGUUUCAGAAUUCUACGCGUCCGAUUUCGGUUUUCUUUUUUAAUUGUUCCUACUUCUGGAAAUCGACAGAUCGAAAUUGUUGUAUGUCGGUGGCAUUAUGCGGCGAUUGGUUGACAACGCCCUCGCUGUUACCAAAGAGUCAGUGAAGACUUUUACAUAUGAGUCUUUGAACAAUAUUGCAAGGUUGAUAAAUGGAGUGUCUGCACUUCUAUUGGCCAUUCUUCUUGGAAAGUCGAAUAUUCUUGAAGGUGCUCAAGGAUGGGAGCUUAGGCCAACUUUUCAUGGACCUCGGUUUCCACGCUGGAUGGAAAAUGGUGUUUCCUCAUUCAACCAGUUCAUCCAUGAGCUUUCUGUGGAUUCUGAUUCUUCAAGUGUAGACUAUGCUUCUGCAGAAGAUGAACCUGAUGAAAUAUACCGUUCAACACCUUCAUCACCUUUAUCUGAUGGAUCAGGAACCUGCAGGACAAGCGCUCACAUCAAUCAUGAUCCACACUGGACAAACUGGGUGGCGUAUAUAUUUUCUUGGAUUUUGUUACCUGCUAGGUUUUUGCUGAGGAUACCAUUUCUUCUUUUCCGUUUGUUAAGUAGUCAGGAAUUGAAGGCUUCUUUAGAUACAGGAAGCCCCCGUCCUAGGACUUUCCAUCCCUUUAGGAAAGUACACAGCUCAAAGGACCAUGUUGUCCAGCGCACCAUUGACAGGAGACGUGGAGUCAUUGAGGACCUUCAUCUGGCAAUUGAGAUUUUCAUAGAAGCCAUAUUUGAUAUGUUCCACAAGGCUGCAUAUUUUGUGUUCUCCCCGUUCGCAGCUUUCAGAAUCUUUGGAAAAUGGUUCUCAUCUCCUAGUGCUGGUGAUAAGGAUAUUGACGAUAAUGUCUCAAAUGCUUCAGUUCCCACUGCUACUCUUGGAGCUAAUGAUCCUUCUCCUAGAGAAAGGAAUCUUACACUUCACCAUACUCUUAAUACUGAUGCGCGGACUUGUCGAGAUGUCAUAACAGAGCUUGGGUAUCCAUAUGAAGCUAUUCAUGUCAUCACUUCUGAUGGAUAUGUUAUCCUUUUAGAAAGAUUACCAAGGCGUGAUGCACGGAAGGCUGUCUUUUUACAGCAUGGUAUUUUGGAUUCGUCUAUGGGUUGGGUUUCCAAUGGCGUUGUUGGUUCUCCAGCUUUUGCAGCAUUUGAUCAAGGCUAUGAUGUCUUCCUUGGGAAUUUUCGUGGCUUAGUCUCUAGAGAGCAUGUGGAUAAAAAUAUCUCCUUAAGGCAAUAUUGGCGAUUCUCCAUAAAUGAACACGGGACAGAGGAUAUUCCAGCUAUGAUAGAGAAGAUUCACGAGGUCAAAACUGCUGAAUUGAAACUUGGCCAUCCCAAUGAAGAAACAAAUGAUGAGCAGCCGUACAAACUUUGUGCAAUCUCUCACAGCAUGGGUGGAGCUGCUAUGCUGAUGUAUGUUAUAAUACGCCGGAUUGAAGAGAAACCUCACAGGCUCUCAAGAUUAGUUUUGCUUUCGCCUGCAGGCUUCCAUGAUGAAACUAGUUUUUUAUUUACAGUGGCGCACUAUAUAUGUCUUCUUUUGGCUCCUAUCCUUGCACUUUUUGUGCCUGCCUUAUAUAUACCCACCAGGUUCUUUCGGAUGCUGUUCAACAAGUUGGUCAGGGACUUCCAUAACUACCCUGCGGUUGGGGGACUGGUUCAAACUAUAUUGAGUUACGGCUUCGGUGGAGAUAGCUCAAAUUGGGUUGGGGUGCUGGGGUUACCUCAUUAUAACAUGAAUGACAUGCCAGGCCUGUCAUUUCGUGUGAUUCACCACCUUGCACAAAUAAAGAGAACGAAGAAAUUUAGAAUGUAUGAUUUCGGGAGUAAAGCAGUCAAUAUGGAGGUGUAUGGAUCACCAGAACCGAUAGACUUGGGGGAAUAUUAUUCACUUAUUGAUAUUCCGGUCGAUUUAGUGGCUGGGAAGAAGGACCAGAUAAUCACUUCAUCGAUGGUUAAGAAGCACUAUAGAUUGAUGAAGGAUUCAGGUGUAGACGUAUCAUACAAUGAAUUCGAGUAUGGACACUUAGACUUCACAUUUGCCCACCACGAAGAACUCUUAGCAUUCGUGAUGUCGCGGCUGCUGCUUGUGGAGCCUGAUCUGAAGCUCCAGUCUAGUCCGAAGAAGGCUCUAAAGUUGAAAAAAACAGGGCAAGCUAGGUCUGGAGUCUCCUCCGAUUGAUCCAUCAUCGAUCAAGUACGUACAAAAACCAUGCAUUUCCAUGUGUUUUAGCUUUUGGAUUUGGCAUGUAUCUUGUUGUAUUGAAUGUUUUGGAUGCUUGGUAGAUGCUUUUUUGUUGUACGUGAGUGAAUAGUUGGAUCAUCAAAGACAUCUUUUACAUCAUUGUAAUUAGUGAAAGAGCCAUUGCAUUAUAUACAUACAUACAUACAUAUA